UACAGCUUUGUGAGGCAGAAAAACUUCCUGAAUGAGACACAAACCACAACAAGACGGGAGCGAAUAGCCCGUCGGAGCUCAUAACUGAAGCACUUGUCAGCUAUUGUUAUUUAACUUUUAUAUUCCCGCUGUUUUAUCAUUAAAUAGUUAGGUAGAGCUCGGGCGCUGGUCAGCUCAGGACAGAUUUGAUCACCUGCUGUAAAGUGCUAAUCUUAUGUUAGCGCAUUAACGCUACCUGUAGUCAACACUACCCAGCUCCUGGUCACUGGCUGGUCGCUGCUCUUCUCUUCAUUGGCAGCAGUAACAUCGUCAGGUCCUCCUCUGCUCCCAUUCUGUCAGUCUCCGUAAGUGAUUGAAUGCGGUGAAACUGGCAUCAGUGGACGAGCACACACACAAAGAGCCACUGAUUGGUCAAGGAUGACCAUGGAAGACAUGAAGAAUGAAGCUGACGUUGCCUUAACAGGCUCUAUGGCUCUCUACAAUGUGAUGUAUCCUGUCUUUAACCAGUUGGAGAAAGUCAACUUAUCAGCAGCGCAGACCUUGAGAACAGCGUUCGAAAAGGCAGAGAAGGAGAACCCGGGUCUGACUCAGGACAUUAUUAUGAAAAUACUGGAGAAGAAGAACUUAAAAGUCAACUAUAACGAGGCUCUACUUCGCAUGGCCGCAGACGAUGUGGAAGAGUUCAUGAUUGACAGGCGAGAGCCAGAGUUCCAGGAGCUGAACGAGCGGGCCCGAGCUCUGAAACACAUCCUCAGCACCAUACCAGAUGAGAUCAAUGACAGAGUAGGCUUCCUACAGACCAUCAAAGACAUUGCCAGUGCCAUCAAGGAGCUGCUAGACACGGUUAAUGCCGUCUUCAGGAAAUACCAGUAUAAAUAUCAGAAUAGACGGGCACUGGAAAAGCAGAAGAAAGAGUUUGUGAAAUACUCGAAGAGCUUCAGUGACACUCUCAAAACCUACUUCAAAGACGGAAA
Messenger RNA from Morone saxatilis (striped sea-bass), 974 nucleotides. RefSeq names its product programmed cell death 10a (gene pdcd10a). NCBI's taxonomy places the organism in Eukaryota, Metazoa, Chordata, Actinopteri, Moronidae. Gene Ontology annotation, molecular function: protein kinase binding. Gene Ontology annotation, cellular component: Golgi apparatus; FAR/SIP/STRIPAK complex. The record is from RefSeq and is a predicted model, not a curated record. Gene Ontology annotation, biological process: positive regulation of MAP kinase activity; regulation of Golgi organization.